AUGGCCACAGAAGAUAUCAACAACACUAGCAGAAGUAAAGAAGACGACAAAGAUGAUGAUCAAGUUGAUCCCUUGAAAGUUAUAAAUGCUUUAUUUAAUGAUUAUGAUUACGACCCUAAAGAUACAGAAUCAUCAACGGACCAUAUUUAUCCUGAAUUGAUGCUUCAAGAAUCUGAACAUGGCAACAAAUAUUAUUCAUGUUUCCAAAGUUAUAACCGACAAUUUAUAAAUGAAACUACAACUACCAAUAGUACCAAUAGCAUUAACCAACAUUCAGAUAUAGUACGAUGGACAGGUUCAACUAUUGAAUUGACUGCUAGUAUUAUACUAGAUAAUUGGUUGAACCAAAGUUCUGGAAAUGGCACUAGAUCUAAUAUUAGUAACACGACGGCUACACUGAAACGACAUAUAUCUCGACCUAAUGCAUUGUUUGUAUGGGCAUCAACAGAUGAAUAUAUUGAAGAACGGAAAAAGGAGUUACGUCGACUACAAAAACUAAAAGAUAUUGAUCAAAUUCAUGCUCAAGAUAAACCACCCCAAAUUCAAAAUGGCAAUAAUAGUAGUAAAUCAGUUGAUGAUAAUAAAAACAAGAAUAACAAUGCCACUGGUAAGAGUAAACAAGAUAUUAUUAAACAAAAUUUAAAGAAAAAGUUAGAGAUUAAAUUUUCUAAUGUUGCCAUUAAUAAUAAAUUGAAUAAAAUUAUUGAAAUUGAAUCAAAUAAAUUUAUUCAUGCAAGAAUUCAAAGAAUUAAAGCUCAUUAUAGUGAACAAAUGGAAAAACAAAUAAGUGAACGGAAAAGAAAAGAUCAUGAAUUAUAUUUGAAAAAAUUGAAAUUAAAAGAAGAAGAAUAUGAACAAGAAUCUUCACUUCGAUCCAAGCAUUCUACAAACAGUGGUGGUACAUUUUUAGGAAAUUUGUUUGGAUUUAAUUCUAACACAGUUGGAGGUGUCAAUAAUUUGGAAACAACAUAUAAUAAUCGAUCGUCAGCAGAAAGUAGUCGCACCAUGGAUUCAACUAAUAAUGCUAGUAUUACCACACCAUCAGUAAUGACUCCAUCCUCAAAACAGAAACGGUUCCCAUUGUUUUCUGUGGCAGGUUUAUUUGGAGGAUCAUCGAAGAAAAAUUCAAGUAAAACGGUUUUAUUUGAAUCUAAUGAAGUAAAUGAAGAAGAAAAAACUGAAACAGCUCUGUCUACUCCACCAAUUGAGAAUGAUAGACUGGUGGAUGAUCCACAAAACGAUACACAACCAAAAGUAGUAAUAAAGCAAGAUCUUGAAUCAAAGCCACUACCACCACAACCAACUGAUACUAGAUCAACUCCAGAUUUUGAUCAAGCCAAUACUAAUAAUCAGCAUUCAUCACAAUCACAAACAACUAUAAACAAUUUCUUUUCUAUAGAUGAAUUAGAACAGCAUAUUAAAAACUCUGCUGAACCAAGUCCUUCAAAAUCAAACAAGUUUAAUGAUUCCAUGAAUGAAGGGAAACCUACUGAGAAAGGUACAACAAACACAAUCGAAGACAACAACUACGAUGAAGAUGAUGAAGAAUUUGAUGAUUUCACUUCAGCACAACCAGUUCAUAACAAUGACAUUACAAUUUUCCAAGAUCCUCCGAAAUUGAAUCGUAAUUUUUUUUCAAUCGAUAAAGCUAAGGGCAGUACUAUUUCAAAAUCUGAUAAUAAUCAAAUAAAUAAUGAUCUACUUGAAAUAUUUAGUCCAACAACAACAUCAGCACCUGUAAGUAAACUGCCUAGUCCUGCAUUGAAUGAACUUAGUUUACUUGAUUUAUAA
Candida dubliniensis CD36 is the source of this 1791-nucleotide messenger RNA. RefSeq lists its product as uncharacterized. The record is from RefSeq and is a predicted model, not a curated record. Bases 1 to 1791 code for a protein of 596 amino acids. NCBI's taxonomy places the organism in Eukaryota, Fungi, Ascomycota, Pichiomycetes, Serinales, Debaryomycetaceae. The transcript has a single exon.